AUGGACCCACUGACUGCGUUCGGGCUGGCCGCCAACGUGGUCUCCUUCGUCUCCUUUGCAUCUGGCCUGAUCAAGACGACUGUCGAGUUACACCGGUCUGGUUCUGACGCCGAAGACGAUGUUCUGUCACUGGAGAAGGUCUACAGAGACCUCGAGACCCAGAGCAGCGAGUUGGAACGCACUGCUCAUGGCAACACUCCUCCGUGGGUCCCGACUCCGGAUGAGUGUGAGGCUGAGAAGACGGUUCUUGCGGUCAAGAGGCUUGCCGAGUUAUGCAAAGGGGAUUGUGAUGAGCUGUUACAGAUCACCGACAAGCUGCGGCUGAGAAGGGGUGACCUUGGAAGCAAAUGGAAGAGCUUCCGUGUCGCUAUAAGGAAGAGUCACUCCAAAUUGCAAGACCAGAGCGUGGAGCUGCAGAUCGACCAGAAUGAAAGGCUCGAAGAAGUCAAGAAAUCGUUGACCCGAUUUGAGCAGAUGCUUGCAGACGCUCGCAAUGACAAAGACGCCAGGCUCAUCCCAUUCCGCAAUUAUGAAUUACUUGACCAGCUUCUCAGGCAAUUUUGGACUGCCAAGGAUCUCCGCAGCAAGUUGCGGGGUAUCAUGGCCCCAACCGACAGCCAGUGGCUGAUCGAAGCGAUUGUCAACCGCUGUGAUGGGGUUUUCCUCUGGGUAUUCUUGGUGACGAAGCUACUGCGCGAGGGAAUGACGAAUCGAGACCGCUUCCCGGAUUUGCGUAGGAGAUUGGAAAGCUUCCCCCGGGAGCUCAGACCCUUCUUCAGGCAAAUACUGGACUCUGUGGAACCCAUUUACCACGCAAAGAGGGCUGCUAUGCUCCGGAUUGCGCUCACAGCAGAGAAGCCACUACACAUGAUCAUGUACGACUUGCACGACCUGGAGCAUGACGACGAGUACUACUAUCGACCAAGGCUUAUUAAGCCUUUUACUUUGGAAGGGCUUUCCCAAGUCAAGACCCGCAUAACAUAUCACCUGGAUAGCAGGACGCGUGGCUUGCUUGAAGUCUCACCUACCUUGGAGGUCACCUUCCUCCACCGAACCGUGAAGGACUAUCUUGCCAGCGAAGGCCUUUCACACUUGCCGGAAAUAGACCUCCCGAGGGGCUCGGGUCGUAAGUUCAGCCCGGAGCUCAGCAUACUGCGUGCAUACGCAGCAUGGGUCAAAUGUGCGGCUCCAGAUAGACUACACCGAUAUAAAUUUGCCGAGUACUCGUACGCGGGUGGCGGGAGCGGGAUUUACGGCAUCACGCCGAGCAUCAUCGAGCUCACGACAGAUCUGAUACCAUAUGCCGCGCAGCUGGACAGGCAGAUGCCCGUCGACCCGCGCCUGGGCGAGGCCCUGGACGACAUAGACAGCAGCAUCGCGACCCUGAUAUCCCGGGCCAGGUCACGCCCGGGCUCCUCCGGCGAGGAGGCCUGGAACGAGGACAGAUUGUUCGAGGAUUAUGGGAUCUGCGCCGGGGGCAAGGGGUCUCAGGAGGACUUCGCAUGGGCCACGAAUGUGUUCUUCCGGGAGCGACUCGCCAAGGCAGGCGUUACCAACUACGUCGCCGCCAAGGAGUUGAAGGAGCCUACCACGGGAAGGUCUCUGGUCGCCCAGAGGAGCUUGGCCGACGACCAGUAUUGGUGGAAUCAACGGGUCUGGUUCGCCUACCUCCAAAGCUUCCGUCUUUUCAGGGGGUUAUGGGAAGUAUAUGCGAUUCUGUUCAGAUAUUUCCUGUUUUUCCUGUUCCCAUUCACACUCCGCCUGGGCUCAUUUCUCAUACAAUGUCUUCCACCAUUCUUGAGUCGAUUAGUUAUCAUUCCUUUUAUGUCCAGAAUAGCCAAGUACGCCUACGCAAACAGUUACUAG
Messenger RNA from Diaporthe citri, 1866 nucleotides. RefSeq lists its product as uncharacterized. NCBI's taxonomy places the organism in Eukaryota, Fungi, Ascomycota, Sordariomycetes, Diaporthales, Diaporthaceae. The record is from RefSeq and is a predicted model, not a curated record. The coding region runs from base 1 to 1866 and encodes 621 amino acids. The transcript is spliced from 3 exons.